Messenger RNA from Hevea brasiliensis (rubber tree), 1277 nucleotides. RefSeq names its product RING-H2 finger protein ATL63-like. The record is from RefSeq and is a predicted model, not a curated record. The transcript has a single exon. Lineage: Eukaryota; Viridiplantae; Streptophyta; Magnoliopsida; Malpighiales; Euphorbiaceae. The coding region runs from base 379 to 1143 and encodes 254 amino acids.
UCUGCUGCCGUCGCCUUCACGAGUCCUUCAUUUCGGCCUUUUUUUUCUCUUCUCCAUCAUGCAUAAGUCUCAUUCAUUCCUUGGAUAAAGGGAUUCUUUUUGACUUCAAAGUACACUAUAGACACGCAGUCUGUGCUUUUGCUAACCAAUACACGCAAAUGUUGUAUGGGCACGUUACCCAUAAUUUAGUCCUUAAUCAACGUCUUACAUUUAUAUGCAACUCAAGCAUCGAAAAAUAGGAAGACGAAGAUUCCAUUGAUAUCUUAAUCUCGUGGGUUGUCUAUAACUAAUCAUAUUAUUCCUUCUUUGCUACAAAAUUUCACACAAGCAUCAGUCUCGUUGUGGUUUAGCCUCCUAUUAGAGAAGAGAAGAUAAGCUAUGUUGAGUACUCCAAAACACUAUCCACUAAGUCACUUCAUUAACAGUAUAUCCUCAUAUGAUAGCAACAUAAUGCUGGCUGCGGUGAUAUCCCUCCUUGUGGUCAUUCUCUUUGUGUUACUUCUUCAUAUCUACGCCAAAUGGUUCUUGGAACAAGCUCGCCAUAGAAGGAGAUCAAGCUCCGUCUCUGUAUCUCACGUUCUGCGCCCUUCAAGAUUCCACCAUUUCCACGCAUUUACUCUCGACGCCUUCCCCUCUUCUCCUUCUACAGAAGGUCUUGCCCCAUCAAUCAUUUCUUCCAUUCCAUUGUUUGUUUACAAAGCUGAAGAGCAUGAACAAGAUUUGGAGUGCAUCAUUUGUUUAAGCCUUUUCGAGGAAAAUGAGAUUGGUAGGAGCUUGAAAAAAUGUGGGCAUGAUUUUCACGUUGAGUGCAUUGACAUGUGGUUGCUUUCCCACUCUAAUUGUCCAAUUUGCAGAGCUCCGGCAGUGGUGGGUGAUACUGCAUGUGAUGCCAAGUCUAUGGAGUCAGCAGAAGCUGGUUUAAAUAAUAAUAAUGGGGAGUCAAGAGUGGAGAUUGUGAUUGAUGUUUCGAAUUCUGAAAAUGAAAAUGGGAAUGAAAAUAAUAAUGUUGUAGUAAAUUAUGAUACACCAUCAUCAUCUUCUUCUUCUUCUCUGGGUUGUUCUUUGAAGCGGAUGUUGAGUAGGAAUAGAUCAGAACGUAAGGUUUUCCAAUCUUGUAAUAAUGAUUCUGAAAUCAUUGUCUGAGAAGAGAAAGAAGGAGUUAAUUUUUUUUUUCUGUCCCAAUUUUGGUGAAGAGGUCCGACAUGGCCAUUCUCAUUUACUUCCACACCAGCAGCUAUAACAACCCCAAUUAAUGCCUAUCGCUUAUGUUUACAGUC